Dovyalis caffra is the source of this 969-nucleotide messenger RNA. NCBI's taxonomy places the organism in Eukaryota, Viridiplantae, Streptophyta, Magnoliopsida, Malpighiales, Salicaceae. The record is from the annotation of a GenBank genome assembly.
AUGGCUGUCUCUCUCCCCAAUGUCCUCGUUCUCAAACCAACUCCAUUUAUCACUCUUCUUGGUGAACAAUUCUUUGCAUCCAAAAAAUUCACUUUCUUGAAAGCCUAUGACUCCCCACUCCCUCUACACCAAUUCUUGUCAACUCACUCUCACUCUAUAAAAGCCAUCCUUUCCUCUGUUGGCGCACACGUCACCGCUGACAUCCUGCAGCUGUUGCCAGAGGUUGGUCUGGUUGUCACUACUAGUGUCGGGCUUAACCAGGUUGACGUCCCUGAGUGCCGCCGCCGCGGUAUCAAGCUUGCCAAUGCAGGCCAUAUUUUUUCCGACGAUGUAGCUGAUCUUGCUGUUGGGUUAUUAAUUGAUGUUUUGAGGAAGGUUUCGGCGAGUGAUGGAUAUUUGAGGAAGGGUCUUUGGGCUACUAAAUGGGACUACCCUCUUGGUUCUAAGCUAGGAUGCAAGCAGGUUGGGAUUGUUGGAUUGGGAAAUAUUGGAUAUGGAGUUGCUAAAAGGCUUGAGGCUUUUGGGUGCAGUGUCUCAUACUGUUCCAGGAAGAGAAAACCGUUUGUUUCAUACCCUUUCUACGAAAGUGUAUCUGAACUUGCAGCUAAUUGCGAUGUUCUUAUGAUUUGUUGUGGAUUAACUGACCAAACCCACCACAUGAUCAACAAGGAAGUACUGUCAGCAUUGGGGAAGGAAGGGGUCAUUGUAAACAUUGGACGUGGGGCUAUUAUUGAUGAGAAGGAAAUGGUGCGGUGUUUGGUGCAAGGAGAGAUUGCAGGCGCUGGUUUGGAUGUGUUUGAGAAUGAGCCUGAUGUUCCAGAAGAGCUCUUUGCAAUGGACAAUGUUGUUCUGUCACCGCAUAUUGCAGUCUUUACACAAGAAUCCUUUAAGGAUUUAAGGGACCUCCUGGUGGGGAAUCUGGAAGCUUUCUUUACAAAUAAACCACUGCUUUCUGAAUAUGAGGAUUGA